Molecule: messenger RNA, 2300 nt
Organism: Vombatus ursinus (common wombat)
Lineage: Eukaryota; Metazoa; Chordata; Mammalia; Diprotodontia; Vombatidae
Product: zinc finger protein 24-like
Exons: 4
Coding region: 491-1594 (367 amino acids)
Biological process (GO): regulation of transcription by RNA polymerase II
Molecular function (GO): DNA-binding transcription factor activity, RNA polymerase II-specific; RNA polymerase II cis-regulatory region sequence-specific DNA binding
Source: RefSeq, a predicted model, not a curated record
CUAACAUCCUUUCACGACAGCCCGGAAAGGCGAGCCGCCUCCUUCCAAGGCUGGGGGCGAGAACGAGGGGUCUGCGAGGGAAGCCGAGUCAGGCAAUCAGAAGUGGGGGGAGCCAGGAGGCUUCAUCCUUGUGUCCGCAGGGCUACACGUGGAGGAACCGCCGCACAGCCAGAGAUUUGCGAGGAAGGACAGGGAAGGGGGGAGAGGAGAACUUGCGCUUCUCCAUGGCAACCCUCUUGUGACGUUUUAAACCCCUUCUCCAUUCCCGGCUGCAGAGCCGUUGAGAGUUGAGUAUUCCAAGGGAGGUUCCUGUCUGGAGAAAGUAGGGGCCGUGCGCGAGGGUUUCUGGGAAGAGUAGUCCGGGCUGGGUGUGUGCGGAAGUCUUCAAAGGGUCUUCUUGGAAUUAGAAGUGGCUUUGAAGAGAAGCUGAAGGUAACUAAGACUGUACACCAGCUGAAGUAAGUUUCCUUCCGAGAUAGUCUCAUUCAGAAUGUCUGCAGAAUUGAGUGAGGAUUCAAUAUUGAUUUCUCCUACUCUAACUGAAAAAGAAAGUAUUUUGAGAGUGAAGAUAGAAGAGGACCGCUCCUAUGAACAGGGAUCUAGCGUCCACUGGAACAGCUGCCAUGGUCCAGAGAUCUUUCGCCAACAGUUCAGGCAGUUUGGGUACCAAGAUUCACCAGGGCCCCGGGAAGCCCUAAGCCAACUCCGUCAGCUUUGCCGUCUCUGGCUUAGACCAGAGAGGCACACAAAGGAACAGAUCCUAGAGCUGCUGGUCCUGGAGCAGUUCCUGACCAUCUUGCCCAAGGAACUCCAGACCUGGGUUCGAGAACAUCAUCCAGAAAAUGGGGAAGAGGCAGUGACCAUUCUAGAAGAUUUGGAGAGAGAGCUUGAUGAACCAGGACAUCAGGUCUCAUUCAGUGGUCGAGCACAAGAAGACCUUAUAGAGGAGAUGGAACCUCAGGAAACAGCUGAGGAGUCAUCAAAUAUACAGCCCUUGCCCAUGGAAAAUGAGCUUAAGUGGGAAGCCUGGGAAUUCCACCCGCUAAGACACAGUGAUGGUGAUACUCAGACUGAGAAUGGGGAGUCCCCUCCAGAUCAAGAGAUUUCUUCAGGCAUAGAACCACAGGAUGAUAUUUCUGGCACCCUUAAUAUAGACGUGGCUCAGAUUUUCAAAUACGGAGAAAUCUGUCAGCGUGAGGGCAGAUUUGAAAGAAAGCAGGGAAAUCCCUCUCGUAAAAAACAGCAUAAAUGUGAUGAAUGUGGUAAACUCUUCAGUCAGAGCUCGGCCCUGAUUUUACACCAGAGAAUCCACAGUGGGGAGAAACCCUAUGAAUGUGAUGAGUGUGGGAAAGCCUUCAGCAGGAGUUCAAUCCUUAUUCAACAUCAGAGAAUCCACACUGGAGAAAAACCAUAUAAAUGUCAUGAAUGUGGGAAAGCUUUCAGUCAGAAUUCUGGGCUUAUUAAUCAUCAGAGAAUCCAUACUGGGGAAAAACCCUAUGAAUGUAGUGAGUGUGGGAAAGCUUAUAGUCAAAGCUCAAAUCUUUUUAGGCACCAGCGAAGACACAGUGAAGAAAAAAUCCUAUCAAUGUCAUGAAUGUGUAAAAAUAUUCUCAUAGAGCUUGGGCCUUUUUCAUCAGAAAAGAAGGUGUAAUGGGGGAAGGAGGGAAUCAGUUUAGUUUUAGUGGACUAAGUAGUUCCCUCUUAACAUCAUCCAUGUGGAAAAUGAGGGAGAUCUGUAGUCAUUAUUUCUACUUUAUCUUUAUGUUGUCACAUCUUUCUAUAGACUCUCAGAAUCUUAACCUUAUUUUUGAUAUUUAUUUCUAAAUUUCCUGUUUGUAAACUCCUCUGCCUGCCCUAUUUCAAAGCUUUCGUGUUAAGACAAGUAAAUUGUUUCUGUAUUUAGAAUAUGAGUCCCUUCAAAGACAGAUUUUAUGUCCUAUUAAAAAUGCAACACCAGAAUUCUAAAGACCAAAUCCCAAAAGCACCAUUUCUGACUUUUAAAUUAUAUCGUCUUUUGUUAAAAUCUUUUUUGCAAAUCAGGUCCUAGGAAUUUGAUACAUAGCUCAAAAGAAAGAGGUAGACCUUUUAAUGUAAAACAAAAGGAAAUUAAUCUAUAUACAUUAAGUGCCUACUGUGUGCUAGGCACUGUGCUAAGCUCUGGGCAUAGAAAAAGUCAAAAAACUACCUGCUCUCACGGAGCUCACACUCCAGUAAAGGAGACCACAAACAUGUACAAACAAGCUAUCUACAGGUAAAGGCAUAGAGGCAUUAAGAGGGAUUGAGAAAGGUUUCUUGGAGAA